ACACUGACACGUCCAGAUAAAAACCAGCAUGCUCGCAUACGGAUUCAUGUGCGCACACAUACCAUAUCUACAAACUCGACGCCCACCACAUCCACACCGUUGAACAUUUUUUAUUGCUACAUUCCAAUAAAUCACAUAAUAAUUAUUAAACAUGUAUAGAUUUCUUUUUCCUACUAUAGAAUUCAAAUGUUUAACAUAACAUUAUGUAACAAAUUUCAUUAUAAAUGUAUACAUUUUCAUACAUUAUAAACUCAUACGUAGCAUUGUAAAUAUAUUUCAUUUAUAAUAUUGCAAAUAAUUAUAAAUUGAUAACUGUAUGGCAUUGAUAAAAAAUCAUAAUGUAAAAUAAUACUAAUUAUUGUAAGUAAUAUAAAAAAUUGUAAACCGUGAAAAAUAAAUCAUAUGAGUGUCAUGUUUUAUCUUUAUUGAGCAUGCUCAUGAUUUGUUCGAUCGAAUCGUAUGAGAAUACUGGUGAAAAUGUGUUUCAUAUAUACAGUGAAACCUCUAUAUAUGGGCACCUCCAUAACAAGGGCACCUCGCUUAUAUGGGCACUCGUCGGAACGACCGAUCGAUUUUUGCUGUAAAUGAACCUCUCUAAGAAGGGCACCUCUGACCUCUGCCCAUGGGCACUGAUUUUUAGCCCAUUCUGUACUUUUACACCUCUCUUACAUGGGCAGAGAGAAUGAAUAUUUUCUUCAACAUUGUUCUUUUUCUCAUCGUACCUUAUUGUUCGAAGAAAGGGAAAGAAAAAAGUUAGUCCGAUGUAAAAAAGAAAAUUACUCGUCGGUACAUUUUUCGCCGUUUUGUCAAUGAGAACAAGAGUAUAAAUUGUCAUGUUAUUUGACAUUACUCUUCAAUAUCAUUAAUAAAUGACGACGUGUCAUUAUCUCACGCUCGAUAAGAAGAUCGAAUUGAUCAACGACUAUGCUGAUGGCACUGGAUUAUCACAACGCAAAUUAUGUGAUAAGUACAAGGUGUCGAAGGGUGCUGUAUAUAAUAUUCUGCAACGAAAAGACGAAUACAAGCAGGAUUUCCAAUCAAAUGCAAACAAAGGUGUCAAACGCAAACUGCGGAAUGAGUCAAGCCACAACAUCGAUGAAACUGUUUUAUCAUGGUUCGCAGCACAAAGGGCAAAAAAUAUUCCAAUCUCAGGGCCCUUGAUUCAAGAAAAGGCACGCGAUGUUGCUGAAGCAAUCGGGCUUUCACCCGGGUAAGUCUCUUGAGAGCAACACAUAAUUUAUAAUACGUGCCAUAUUAUUGAAUUGGUUCACUGAUCACUUGUUGAAGCUCUUGAAAUGAUUCGAAAACUUCAUCUGCUCGCAUCUACACGUCAACCACAACUCCAUCAACUCGUCACUGAAUUAGAAUCGAAACUGACUGAUGCUUACAUUGAUUCAAAAACUAGCAAGCAAAGUUCUAUUAUUGAUUUCUUUUCAAAAGCUUGAUUGUAAAUACGAAAAUAGAAAAUAAACAUAGACAAAAUAAGAUAUCAAAUAAUUUAGAAUAAAAUAUUGAAUACACUCAAAGAUAUAAAGGUCGCUUAACAAUACAUAAGUAUGGGUGCCCUUUGAUGGUGUAGCUUCCAGAAACAUUACGGAUCGAUAUCUAUACACAAAGCUCUAUAACGCGGGCACCUCCGUAAGGUGGGCGAUUUCAAAUAGUCCCAAAGGUGCCCAUCUAUGGGAGGUUUCACUGUAUAUACAUGUAUAUGUUUUUAAACAUACAUUGCCAAUCAAAGACAUUCUAAUGAUGUUGAUAUCAAUUUGACGAACGAUAAUUGACGAUGAUGUGCACAUUCGAAUAUAAUUGAUUUGAUUAAUCAUCACAUGAUUAAUUGAAAUGAUGAGACACGAAUUAAUUUCAUUGUUUUUCAUGUGCAUAGAUGUGAAUACUUGUCCUUUGUUCAUAUACAGUCCUUCAUGGACAAUACAUAUUCUUUUCUUUCUUUUUUUUUGGACUAGAAGAAAUUUCUAUUCAUCGUCAUCAUCGUAAAAACAAAAGCAAUUAAUUUGAAUCAUAAAUCAUAGAUUAAUUUUUUUGUAUGACUUUUGAAAAUUGAUUAGAGUGCUUUAUUCAAAUGAACAUAUUCAUUUUCUUGGAAACACAAGAUCAACAAGUCUGUUGAGUACGACUGCACUGUCAUUAUAUGAAAACUCGUUAAGACAAAGUCAAAUAACUGUACAGAAAAUUAAAAAGUUUUCAUAAAAUUCAAUUUCUAUCCCAUCAAAUGAAUAUUUCUGUUGAAAUUAAAUCACUAAUAGGGUGUGGGUGUGUAGGUGGGUGUGAAUGAAGAACAUAGACACACCCACCAACUUGUGUUGCUUUGUUUUUUUUUGACGAAUUUCCUUAUAUUUUUUGUUCCUAAUGCAAACAAUUGAAUGUCAAUUAUUAUUAGUAUAAAAUGAGUUUUACUUAUUUAGAACUCGACAACAAGAUUUCUAUGAUCAAUAUUCAUCAUCAUACAAUGAUUCACAUUAUUGGCAUGAAAAUAAUUCAAAUUCAUAUGAUUUUUAUGAUCUAUUAUAUGGUUUAGAAAAAUUCUGGGUAUUUUUAAAAUAUUCUCGACAAAAACCAAAAAUCAAUUCAAAACUGGAAGAAAUUUUAAAAUAUUAUAAAAAUCUUGAAGAUUUUCGUGUUGAUGGUGCAUCAUUUCCACAACAAUUUUUUCCAACAAAAUCAAAUUAUAAAGAAUUUAGUGUUUUAGGAAGAAUUGAUAUUGGUUUAGGUAUUGGUGGUGGUGUGAUUAAUUCUAUACUUUAUAAUGUUGAUGAUGAUCAUCGAGAUAUUAUUUUUGAUCGUUUUCAAGGUGUUAAACUAGAUGUUAUUGAAGAAGGAACUCAUUUUAUGAUUUCAUGGUUUCAUAGACCAAUUAUAUUUGAUAUUCGUACACGACUACGAUCUGUUCCAUCGAUAACAGAAAUAAAAGAUUUACAAACAAUUAAUAUAACAUUACGUAUUCUUUAUCGACCAAGAGCUGAACUUUUACCAAAAAUUUUUUGCAAAUUUGGUUUUAAAAUCUGUUGUACUAAGUCUCAAUUCGAUGCUAUUGAAUUGAUUACACAACGUACACUUAUUUCUCAACGUGUUAGUGAAUUAUUAACAGAACGUGUUGCUCAAUUUGGUUUAUCAUUUGAUGAUAUUUCAAUUAUAAGAUACAACAAAAAAGAGUCUCGAACACAUUUAAGUUUUAGACCUGAAUUUACAAGUGCUGUUGAAUUAAAACAAGUUGCACAACAAGAUGUUGAAAAACAACGAUUUCUAGUCGAAAAAACGGAACAAAGUCGUCAAGCAAAUGUUACUGCAGCAGAAGAUGAUACUCAUGCAGCUGAUUUGAUUGGCAAAGCUUUAGAUGAAGUUGGUGAUGGUUUGAUCGAACUUCGACGAAUUGAAGCCGCUGAAGGUAUUGCAAAUCAAUUAUCAAAAUCAAGAAAUAGCAUCUAUUUACCACAUGGUCCUCAAAUGUUACAUAACAUUACUGGUGCUGUGCAAUAA
Molecule: messenger RNA, 3492 nt
Organism: Rotaria sordida
Lineage: Eukaryota; Metazoa; Rotifera; Eurotatoria; Philodinida; Philodinidae
Source: the annotation of a GenBank genome assembly